Molecule: messenger RNA, 996 nt
Organism: Echinococcus granulosus
Lineage: Eukaryota; Metazoa; Platyhelminthes; Cestoda; Cyclophyllidea; Taeniidae
Exons: 6
Coding region: 1-996 (331 amino acids)
Source: RefSeq, a predicted model, not a curated record
AUGGAAGCUCUGUUCACACAAGCACGAUCAGGUGGCACCUCUCAUUCUCUCAAUGUUGCUAAUCCUGAAGAUGAUGGUGGAGUGAUUGCAACUCCAGAUAUGACUGGGUUGCAAGUAACCUCAGAUUACUUGGAGGGAUUGAAGUGUUGCCUCAUCCAGCUUGUGAAACGCAUGUCUGGUGCUAUUGUGGAAUCACACAACAGACCAAUCGGCCAUCUCGCUAUUUCAGCUGACUUAAAAGCACUGCUGCUUCAACAAGGCAAGGCUGUAGCCUCCUACCGCCUAGGCACUGUGAUAUUUUCCCGUCUAGACGCCUCGAUUACUUACCUGGUUGUCGCAUUGGGUACUGACUGGGCAAAUUCCACUCUAGGCGAAACGUUCAAUAAGGCGAAUAAGACUCUGGUCAGUAACCCUGUCGCCAUGUUGAGAGGACUCGAUCAACCCCUGUUUACGUCUUUCAGUUGCUCCUUGGGUCAGAUGUCUGACCGUACUCUGGGUACUUCUCUGCUGUCACCACGAAGUGUCUACCUCACACUGAAGGGGAGACAAGAGCAACGAAGGAAGAGAAAUGAGUGUGUUGAUGAGUGGGUGGGCGGAGAGAGUGACACUCCGGUCUUCAGCCACUUAAUUGCCUACCUGUCCACAGUCCUCUCUCUGACCCUCAAUUUUCUUCCGUCUUGUCUCUUCUGCGCCUGCUUUACCUAUCCUACCUUUCUUUACUACACAAACAAAGCUGCAUGGGCAAAAUGUGGGUGCAUAUCAGUUUACAACGCCACCACAUCAUUCACCCACCUGCAUCAUAUGGUGACGUGCGAGCUAGUAGCCACCGAGAGAAGUGAUAACCGCUCAGCAAUCGUCCGGUCCAUUGCCUGGCAUGACGGUGGCGGUGAAACCAAGGCGGCACCACCUCCACCACCACCGUCGUGCCAGCAAUGUGAUCAACCAGGCAACCAGCCAAGUCAGCAAAAGAACCACGACAACCUGCAAAUCACAUAG